Messenger RNA from Lepus europaeus (European hare), 4186 nucleotides. RefSeq names its product sprouty related EVH1 domain containing 3 (gene SPRED3). Gene Ontology annotation, molecular function: protein kinase binding. The record is from RefSeq and is a predicted model, not a curated record. Gene Ontology annotation, biological process: multicellular organism development; negative regulation of MAPK cascade. Bases 87 to 1322 code for a protein of 411 amino acids. The transcript is spliced from 6 exons. Lineage: Eukaryota; Metazoa; Chordata; Mammalia; Lagomorpha; Leporidae. Gene Ontology annotation, cellular component: membrane.
GCCAGCGAGGGAGCCGGAGCGAACAGGAGGAGGAGGAGGAGGCCGCGUCGCCGCCGCUCGGAGCCCGGCCGGAGCCUCCCAGGUACAUGGUGCGGGUCCGAGCCGUGGUGAUGGCCCGAGAUGACUCCAGUGGGGGCUGGCUGCCUGUGGGGGGCGGGGGCCUCAGCCAGGUGAGCGUGUGUCGGGUCCGAGGGGCCAGGCCCGAGGGGGGGGCCCGCCAGGGGCACUACGUCAUCCACGGGGAGCGCCUCCGGGACCAGAAAACUACCUUGGAGUGUACCUUGAGGCCAGGCCUGGUCUACAACAAGGUGAACCCCAUCUUCCACCACUGGAGCCUGGGCGACUGCAAAUUUGGGCUGACGUUUCAGAGUCCCGCCGAGGCCGAUGAGUUCCAGAAGAGCCUGCUGGCUGCGCUGGCCGCACUGGGUCGAGGCUCGCUCACCCCCUCCUCCUCCUCCUCCUCCUCCUCUCCUUCCCAGGACACCGCAGAGACCCCCUGCCCGCUGACAUCCCACGUGGACAGCGACUCCUCCUCCAGCCACAGCCGCCAGGAGACGCCUCCCUCCGCCGCCUCGGCGGCCCCCAUCGUCACGGUGGACUCAGCUUCCGGCUUUGGGCCGGCCACACCUCCCCAGCGCCGCCGCUCCUCUGCUCAGAGCUACCCUCCACUUCUACCGUUCACAGGGAUUCCAGAGCCCUCAGAGUCCCCGGCCGGGGCAGGGGGCCCGGGCUGGGGCGGCCGCGGCUAUGAGGAUUACAGGCGCUCUGGGCCGCCUGCGCCCCUCGCCCUAUCCACCUGCGUCGUGCGCUUCGCCAAGACCGGUGCGUUGAGGGGUGCAGCCCUGGGGCCCCCAGCAGCACUUCCCGCCCCUCUGGCCGAGGCUGCGCCCCCAGCACCUCCGGCUCGCCCACCGCCGGGCCCCGGCCCCGCCCCCGCACCCGCCAAGGCCUCCCCAGAGACCGAGGAGGCGGCUCGCUGCGUGCACUGCCGGGCGCUCUUCCGCCGCCGUGCGGACGGGCGUGGGGGUCGCUGCGCGGAGGCCCCGGACCCGGGUCGCCUACUGGUGCGCCGUCUCAGCUGCCUGUGGUGCGCCGAGAGCUUGCUCUACCACUGCCUGUCGGACGCCGAGGGCGACUUCUCGGACCCAUGCGCCUGCGAGCCGGGCCACCCACGCCCCGCCGCGCGCUGGGCCGCACUGGCCGCGCUCUCCUUGGCGGUGCCCUGUCUGUGCUGCUACGCGCCCCUGCGCGCCUGCCACUGGGUCGCGGCGCGGUGCGGCUGCGCUGGCUGCGGGGGUCGCCACGAAGAGGCUGCACGGUGAGGAUGGCCUGGAAGGUCCGGUAGCCGGACCCGGGACCCGGAAUUGAGGGUCCAGGACCCCGGACUCAGUUCGGACCUAAAACGCAAACCUAGGCACAUCUGGAACUUGGAGCUUGAGUUUGGAUUGAGAGAUCGCAGACCCGGAAUCUGGGCCCCAAACCUAGGAUUGUGCGGCUCCAGACCCGGCUUCGUUGGGACGUCGGUCUCAAGAGGUCUCAGGCGUCCUGAGUUCUGGCGUCCCCCUCCCCACCCCCAGGAGACACUCGGAUCUCCAGACUGCACCGCAGAGGGCCCCAGGGACACAAGGGGCCCUGAAAGAUGCAGGGCCCUUGAACCCUGAACCCCCGUCCAAAGCUCAGAUUAUAGCCCCAGAAUUAGUCUGGACUUGCCAGUUCCUGAUCCUCCCCUUAUCCAACUACUCCCAGAUCCCAAGACGUAAGACCCAGAAUCACCCCCAACAAUGGUCCCUGAAUAUUGGUCUAAGCCCUGGUGCACCCACAUCUGAGAUGUUCUUGUAGCCCCGAGACCCCUGAGACAGCAAAUCCUCCUGGGGUUGAGACUCUGAUCUGGGCCGGAAUCACCAGAUGCCGGCCCCAAGUCUGCCCAUUCCUGAGUGCCCACGCUCCCCACAGACCUGGCCUUCAAUCCAGGAGCACAGACGGCCUAGGAACCCCGAGCUCUUAAGAUGCAGAGUCCUUGGAUGUGUUCCAACCUGUGCCCAAAAUGACUGGGGGGCCCAUCCCAGAGGCUCCCCAAGAUCCAGGAUGCUCUGGCAGCCAAGGAAUCCAACACCUCCAUAGAUCCCCCCAAGCUGGCGUUCUCAGGAGCUGUAGGACAGGUGUCUGGUACCCUCAGGGGCGCCGCUGUGGACGGCCACCAGCCCCUCAGGACCCAAGACACUGGUCUCAAGUCCUCCAGUUGUCUUCUUGUCCCCCUUGGGCCUGAGAACUUUGGCUUCCUUCAACCCACACAUCCCCAACCCUUUUGAGGCCGGAUGGGAGUCCAGCUCCCAGAACAUGGGAUAGUCAUGGCAACCCAGUUCUCUGGCCUAUUGGUCCCCAGCCCCCACGUGACCCCCAAGGUGCUUUAGGAGCACUGGAUUGAAGAUCCCAAGGUGCCAUUGACACCCCCCUCCCAGAUGCAGGGCCCAAGCCCGCACAACAUGGGGUUAGUUCCUGAUCCAAGACUUUGGUCCCUUCACCCCAGAGAUGUUCAAACCUGAGACGCCUGGGACACUGGUGCCCUCAGACCGUCUAGCCUGGUGAAGCCCCGGAGGUUCCUGGACGGCCAAUGCCCCAGGCCCUGCUUUGCAGCCUCUGAAACCCUGCUGCUCCUUGCAUCCUGCCAUCUAAGGUUCCCACGACGCCAGCCCAAGCACCCAGUAGUCCCCAGAGUCACCCCUCUAUCCUAGGGGAAGAAGACAACCACUUGCACUCAGAUUCCUGGAUUCCAGGACCACCCAGGAGCUCCCCCAUGCCCACCUGUAGGACCCAGCCUUGCCAGGGCGUUGUGCAGGCUGUUCAGUGAGCAAAAGGACACGGCGAGCGAGCUGGUGAGUGCGGCUGGGGCUUGCACCCUGGUCUGCCGGCCAAGCUCAGUGCUCAGAGGCAGGUGUGCCUUUUUCUCAUUUGCACCAAGGCACCUUUGGGACUAGUUAUGGCUCUGCUGGGAACCUGUAAACCACCCCCCCACCCCCCCGUAUUGAGCCCUAGUCCUGGCCCAAGUCUUGCCUUUUAUGUUCUGCACCUGCUCUUCAGCUCCUUGGUCAUCUCAGAGUCAGGGCUGUGUCAGGGAGUUUGGAAGCCUGGUUCACGGUCCUCCGAGACUCCUCAGGAAGAGGUGUGCCACAGUCUCAGGACCUGGUGUCCUGUAAGGGAGGGUCAAGGUCUUGGAGCAAGACAUUCUCAGUCGUUUUUUGGGCUUGGGACCUGCAGCCGGCCCCAGGCAUCUGGAAAUGUACACUCAACUUUCUUCAUCACCCAGACUUGGAUGUCCUUUGGGGUUCAAGGGGUGGAUCCUCCCGUCACUUCCUUUAAAUUAUUAGCUAUUUAUUACAUCCGGAACCUGUGAGAUUCAGCUCUCCCAACCAGACCCUGAUCCCAGGGUGAGAGAGAAGGGGAGAGGUGUCCCUCCCAUCCCCACUGCCCAGCUCUCAUCACUGUCAGACCCACCAGAGCUGAGGGCGGAGGGGCUGGGGGCUGGGGCUGCCUGGGUCCCCAUCCCCCUCUCUGUGCCUCGGUCUCCCCCCUUCCGUGGUGGGCGGGGGGAAGCUCCAUUCUUAACCUACCUCGUUUUGGGGAGGGUAGGACGGAAGACCAGAGUGCUGUACGGUGCUGUGGGAUCUGCGGGUGAAGCGGGGAGGGGGUCGGCAAAGUCCCCCCGGCCCCCACUCCCCAGCACCGCCUCUCCCGGGUCUCCUGCUCCUGCUCCCUGCUGCCACCCACCUCUGAUCCAUGAUUUCCCUUCAUCGCCCCCAGUCGGGGGUGCUUGGAGGACUGACCCUGGGAGCCAGGAAGACCUCAGGCCCUGGAGGCCCCAGGCUUAGUUUCCCAGCUGCUUGCCCCUCGGAUUGGAUGCCUGGCCCCCAGACUUGGAGGGGGAGGCACCCCAACAUUUAUCUUCCUGAUCUUGAUUCCAAGCCAGUCUGUGACUUCAACAUUGUUAGCAUCAGCACAGGCUGAAGCGGUGGGGGACGACGGGGGACGAAGACCCAGUCUUGUCAUCGGGGGCGGGGGGCAUGAGAUCCACUCCAAGAACUGUCUGUGACAAAGUUUUAGGCUCUGUUGGUUAUUUGCCUUGGCGCGCCCCGUCUGCUCACCUCCAUUCUCCUUUCCCCUCCACAUCCUUAAGUCCCAAGCACCCCCU